Vidua chalybeata is the source of this 1825-nucleotide messenger RNA. It is a transcript of the gene MEST, whose product is annotated as mesoderm specific transcript. The transcript has 12 exons. Gene Ontology annotation, molecular function: catalytic activity. Bases 71 to 1051 code for a protein of 326 amino acids. The record is from RefSeq and is a predicted model, not a curated record. NCBI's taxonomy places the organism in Eukaryota, Metazoa, Chordata, Aves, Passeriformes, Viduidae.
UCCGGCCCCGCCCCGCCCCGCCGGGAGAGCGCGAUGGCGGCGCGCGCCCGCGGCCGCACCUGAGCGCAGGAUGAAGGAGUGGUGGCUGCAGGUGGGGCUGCUGGGCGUGCCCCUCCUCGCCGUCUACCUGCACAUCCCACCCCCCCAGCUUUCCCCGGCGCUGCGCUCCUGGAAAUCCUCCGGAAGCUUCUUCACCUACAAGGACCUGAACAUCUUCUACAGAGAUUCCAGCGGCGCCGUCGGCAGCUCUGAUGUCGUGGUGCUCCUGCACGGCUUCCCAACGUCCAGCUACGACUGGAGCAAGAUCUGGGAAGGGCUGACCCAGCGCUUCCACCGGGUGAUUGCCCUCGAUUUCCUCGGAUUUGGAUUCAGUGACAAGCCUAGGCCCCAUGGCUACUCCAUCUUCGAGCAGGCCACCAUCGUGGAGGGGCUGCUGCGACACCUCGGGCUCCGGCACCAGCGGAUCAACCUCCUGUCCCACGAUUACGGGGACACGGUGGCCCAGGAGCUGCUCCACAGGUAUGAGCACAACAAAACUGGAAGCAUCUUGAUCAACAGCCUCUGUUUGUCCAACGGAGGGAUUUUUCCCGAAGCGUACUACCCCCGCUUCAUCCAGAAGCUCCUCAAGGAUGGGGGGUUGCUGUCCCCCAUCCUCCUGCGGCUGAUGAACUUCUUCUUCUUCUCUGGAGGGCUCAGGGCAGUUUUUGGGCCCUACACGCAGCCCUCCCAGGCAGAAUUCUGGGAUAUGUGGACGGCAGUGCGGAAUAACGACGGGAAUCUCGUUAUGGACAGUAUUUUGCAGUACAUAAACCAGAGAAAGAAGCACAGAGCGCGCUGGGUUGGGGCUUUGAUGUCUACCUCGGUCCCACUGCAUCUCAUCUACGGGCCCCUGGACCCUGUGAAUCCACACCCAGAGUUCCUCCAGCUUUACAAGAAGGUGCUUCCCAUGUCCACAGUGUCCGUGCUGGAUGACCACAUCAGCCACUAUCCCCAGCUGGAGGAUCCCAUGGGAUUUCUGAAUGCCUAUCUGAACUUCAUCAACUCCUUCUGAGCUGCUGCAGCUCAGCUCUCACUCUUUGCUUAGAGUCAGGCUUUGGGGGCAGGAAGAAUCAUUGAUUUUUCUCUCCCAAAUCCAACACUGUCCUCACACCCUCAUCCUGGGCUGUCAGAUUGAAUUAAAUCCUUGGACAGCUGGAAAAAUGAGGGGAAAAGCAGGAUGCUGGCAGCUCUUCCAGCCCUGCACUCCCCUUCUUGCCCAGCUUAACUCUCUAUUUAGAGAGGCAGAGGUUUAAAUGAACAUGAAAUCAGAAUUUCUUACUUCCUUCAUCACCCUGACUUGGGAAGAAAAAACAACAACAUCAAGCAGGGAGAGGCAGAAGUUCCCUCACAAAAUCCCUCUGUCCCCCUUCCCUUCCCAGUUUUCCAUAUGGGAUUUUUCCCAAUUUGAACCCAGGAAAAGGCUGCCCUGAGGUUUGGUUAUUACCUGACAUAAAGCUCAGAGAAUUGAAUCUGCCUCAAGAGAUGGAGUUUAAUCUCCUUCUGUACAUUGAUUUUUCUGUGUGGAAGAAGAGACAGUCACAAAAAUAUUGCAAAUUUGGAGGUUUGGGGUGGUUUUCAACUAUUCAUGUUGGGAAUUUAAUAGCAUCCCUUUAGGAAUAAGGGGUUUUUGCUUUAUAAACAGCCAUUAUGGGAUAUUUUUUCUGUACUGGAGCAGACAGAAUUAGAACAAAAAUUUCUAUUUUAUUAACAGUAAUUCAUAUGAAUUCCACCACUUGAACCAGUGUUUAUUUUCUGUUAAUAAAAAGCAAUUUUGACAAAAAUCUGA